Molecule: messenger RNA, 2131 nt
Organism: Sorex fumeus (smoky shrew)
Lineage: Eukaryota; Metazoa; Chordata; Mammalia; Eulipotyphla; Soricidae
Gene: IRX6
Product: iroquois homeobox 6
Exons: 6
Coding region: 661-2001 (446 amino acids)
Biological process (GO): cell development; neuron differentiation; regulation of transcription by RNA polymerase II
Cellular component (GO): nucleus
Molecular function (GO): DNA-binding transcription factor activity, RNA polymerase II-specific; RNA polymerase II cis-regulatory region sequence-specific DNA binding
Source: RefSeq, a predicted model, not a curated record
GGCGGAGAUGGGGGGGUCGGGGGGAGGCGUUUCUUCAAAUUAACUCCGGGGUAAUUUGGGGAGGUGUUGCCUGUGCGCGCGCGCGAGAGAGAGUGCUUCAGACGGGAAGGGGUAGCAUCCAUCGCCGAAGCGGCGAGGGUCAGGGUCUUCUUGGACGUGCCUCGCCCGCUGCACAAACCUCCCGGAGCAAGUGUGAGCGCGGGGGAGAGGGCGCGAGCGCGCACGGGCUGGUUGUGCUUGGCACGCUUGGAGGCCCGGGGCCCCCGGGGGCCCGGGGACCCGCCUGGCGGCCCGGGAUUACCGUGACGUCACAUCGAGGCUCUGGCCACCUUGGACUGGGACACCUUGGGAGCUGCACAGCGCCGCGCCGCGCCUCACCUGGCCCCGCCACCGCGCGCCUUUGGGGACCUGUACCCUCUCCCUUCCCCCUGCCCAUCCAUGGGCCCUUCCGUCUUCUGGACCACGCGAGCCGCAGAGGCAUCUUGUGGAGCGCAGAGCUCGGCGGCCGGGCUACCCUGGCCUCUGCCUCCCUUCGCGCCCAGCGCGCGGAGGCUCGGCCGCUGGGCACCCGCCGUGGUGUAAGGAACCGAGGCGGCGCACGACUGGAGGUGCAGAUCCUGGGGGGCGCGAGAAGAGGAAAGCAGGCCAGGGACAGACACCAUGUCCUUCCCGCACUUUGGACACCCGUACGGCAGCGCUUCCCAGUUUCUGAUGUCUGCAAGUUCCGGCGCCACUUGCUGCGACACGGCCCCGCGUUCCGUCCCCGACGUAGCUGCAGGCUCCGCGCCGGCGGCUGCGCUCUGCUGCGCCCCGUAUGAGAACCGGCUGCUAGGCAGUGCGCGGCCCGAGCUGGGAGCGGCCUUGGGCAUCUACGGAGCCCCCUACGCGGCCGCAGCCGCCGCCCAGAGCUACCCCGGCUACCUGCCCUACACCUCCGAGGCACCCGCGCUGUACGGAGCGUUGAAUCCACAGUACGAAUUCAAGGAAACUGCCGGGAACUUUACUCCAGGCCUGGCACAGGCAGGAGCUUACUACUCCUAUGAGCCUACUCUGGGGCAGUACCAAUAUGACCGGUACGGAGCUGUGGAAUUGAGCAGCUCAGGCCGCAGGAAGAACGCCACGCGCGAGACCACCAGCACGCUCAAGGCCUGGCUCAACGAGCACCGCAAGAACCCCUACCCCACCAAGGGCGAGAAGAUCAUGCUGGCCAUCAUCACCAAGAUGACCCUCACCCAGGUGUCCACCUGGUUCGCCAACGCGCGCCGGCGCCUCAAGAAGGAGAACAAGAUGACCUGGGCACCCAAGAACAAAGGCGGAGAGGACAGGAAGGCGGAGGGUGGGGCAGAGGAGUCGCUGAGCUGCCUAAAUGGUGACUCCAAAGAUGUGACUGCCCGCCAAGAGGCUCGAGGGCUCCGGCUGAGUGACCUGGAAGACCUGGAGGAAGAGGAGGAAGAGGAGGACGCGGAAGAAGAGGAGGCAGUGGCCGCAGCCACGAACAGGCUGGCCGCGUUCCACAAGGACACGCAGACCCUGCUAGCACCCUGCGCCGCCGCUCCAGAGGACGCGCUGAAGCGCAGGGCGUGCGUCUUGGCGGCGCCCCAUUUCUCCUGCAAUGAGCCCCGCGGGUCGGGAGAAGCAGACUUCCUCCAGGCCGAGCCCGAGGGCCCCACGUUGACAGUGCACUACGCACCCAGCCCCAAACCCCGCAUCUGGUCUCUGGCGCGCACUGCAGCCGCCAGCGCCUUGGAAGGUGCCCCCAGCCCGCCUAUGCCGCGCAGCCCUGAAUGCCGCCGUCUGAUGCCCAGAGAGCUGCCAGGCUUGGGCACCAGGCCGGCGAUCUCCAGAGAGUCCGCGUGCGAAGAGCCUCCCCGAGUAGCCAAAGCCUUUGGAAUGGCCACGUUUGCGCUGCAGCGGCCGCCGCAGAACUGUCCGCUGCCUUGCGCGCGGUGGGGGAACCCAGCAGUGCCAUGCCAGUACCCCUCCUCCGGAGCUGAAGGUUAGCGCCAUGGCUGCGAUUUGCAGGGGGAAUCUUGGACAUGAGCCCUACUUUCCGAACUCACCUCCACGCUAAGAAUUUGGGGACUUCACCAAGGAUAGGGACUCUCACUUCGCCAAGAGACAGAGACACAGA